Molecule: messenger RNA, 603 nt
Organism: Beta vulgaris subsp. vulgaris (sugar beet)
Lineage: Eukaryota; Viridiplantae; Streptophyta; Magnoliopsida; Caryophyllales; Amaranthaceae
Product: metallothionein-like protein type 2
Exons: 3
Coding region: 98-334 (78 amino acids)
Molecular function (GO): metal ion binding
Source: RefSeq, a predicted model, not a curated record
UCUCUACUCUUCAUUAUCUAUCCGCUCUAUUCUGUUUUGAUUAUAUCUUUCUUCUUUACUUUCCCAACUUUUGCUCCCAUUUUCUCAAAUUAAAAGAAUGUCUUGCUGUGGUGGAAACUGUGGUUGUGGAUCUUCUUGCCAGUGUGGCAACGGCUGCGGAGGGUGCAAGAUGUUCCCAGACUUUGGCGAGAACGCUUCCAAGCCUACUAUUCAAAUCUACGGUGUUGCUCCCAAGAUCUCGUACGAGGAAGGAUCGGAGAUGGGCGUUCCUGCCGAAAACGAUGGAUGCAAGUGCGGUUCCAACUGCCAAUGCGAUCCUUGCACCUGCAAAUGAGACCCAUAUUAAGAUAUCGAGCCAUUCAUGGCAGUAGUUUAAUAUAACUUAUGUGAUUUGUGUUAAGAAGUGUUAUAAGUUUCGUGGACUACUAUUGUGUGAACCAACUUAUUAUGUAGAAUAAUCAUAUCACUAGAAUAUGAUAUGAUAUGUCAUGUUGUUUCUUAUUUCUUUUGGUCUAAUGUUGUUGUGUCUUAAAACACUUUUGUGAUCGUGGUGGUGUUGCUUCUAUGGCGAGCCACUUUCUAACGAGAAUCUUAAUUAUGUAA